CUGUGCUCCUGCUGAUAGAGAAGCUGACGGAUGUAUAAUGGCUGCCCCGUCCUGAGAGCAGAGACACCCGGACCUGCCCGUGGGGCGGCAGCUGCAGCCGGAGGGGUUGCCGAUAGGCUGGGAGAUACCAUUAGCACGGUGGGAGGGGACUGGGAGGAGCUGUUGAACUCUUGUUAUGGCCCAUUUGAAGAGGAGUCGGGAGGAGGCGUGGCCAGAAGAGAAUGGGGAUCGGGAGCAUGGACUGUACAGUCUGCACCACAUGUUUGAUAUUAUUGGGACUCACCUGACUCACAGGGACGUGCGAGUUCUCUCCUUCCUUUUUGUGGACGUUAUUGAUGACUAUGAGAGGGGGAUGAUUCGCAGUGGGCGGGACUUCUUGUUGGCUCUGGAAAGGCAGGGCCGCUGCGAUGAGACCAACUUCCGGCAGGUCCUUCAGCUCCUGAGGAUCAUCACGAGGCACGACCUGCUGCCUUACGUCACGCUCAAGAGGAAGAGGGCGGUGUGUCCGGAUCUGGUGGACAAAUACCUGGAAGAGACGUCCAUUCACUACGUAACGCCGAGGGGCCACAGCAGUACAGAGGCCGACGGUGACCAUCCGCGCACGCCAGCACCUCCUCACCACCCUGUCGUCUGCUCCUCCCCGUCUGGACCCCAGAUCUGCACAAAGCGACCCGUCCGGGGCCGACCCCCGCUCAGCAGCCAGAGGAAGAGGAGGAAGUCCGUCACCCCUGAUCCCAAGGAGAAACAGACCUGUGAUAUCCGGCUGCGAGUGAGAGCAGAAUACUGUCAGCAUGAGACCGCCCUCCAGGGAAACGUCUUCUCCAACAAGCAGGACCCUCUCGAGCGACAGUUUGAACGUUUUAACCAGGCCAACACCAUCCUCAAAUCCAGAGACCUCGGCUCCAUCAUCUGUGACAUCAAAUUCUCCGAGCUCACCUACCUGGACGCCUUCUGGCGCGACUACAUCAACGGCUCUUUAUUGGAGGCCCUCAAGGGCGUCUUCAUCACGGACUCGCUCAAGCAAGCCGUGGGCCACGAGGCCAUCAAACUGCUGGUCAACGUGGACGAGGAGGACUAUGAGAUCGGCCGCCAGAAACUGCUGCGAAACUUAAUGGUGCAAACGGCUCUGUGAGGCCGAAACCCACGGGAAUAUAAAAAAAAACACUUACAAAGGCGACUUUUGCCCAGCAGGAAUAAACCGCCGAUCACCGGGGGUUAACUCUGCUUAGUAAAUGGCCUUUAAAGGAUAAGUAAACCUUUAAAAUAAGUGAAUGUAAAAUUGAUGAGGGCGUCCUUUACAUUCAUUAUUUAUUUGGUUUUAAUUCCAAGAUAUUAAGGGAUACAUGUACUGACAACUUCCUUGACUACUUGCUGGUCAGACUGGUGGGAAACUGACCAGCAGGUGGCGCUGUUGUAACAAAACUCAUUUAAAUUAAAAGGGUUGUUCACCUUUAAAUUAACUGUUAGUAUGAUGUAGAGAGGGAUAUUCUGAGACAAUUUGCAAUUGGUUUUCAUUUUUUUACAUCUCUGGUUUUUGACUUCUUAUUUUUAUUCAGCAGCUCUCCAGUUUGCAAUUGCAGCCGUCUGGUUGCUAGGGUCCAAAUUCCCCAAGCAACCAUGCACUGAUUUGAAUAAGAGACUGGAAUAGGAGAGGCCUGAAUAGAAAGACGAGGAAUAAAAAGUAGCAAUAGCAAAAAAUGUGUAGUUCUAGAGAGCAAAUGUUUUCAGAUAGGGUCAGUGACCCCCCCAUUUGAAAGCUGGAAGGAGUCAGAAGAAAAAAGGCAAAUAAUUAAACUAUAAAUAAAGGAGACCAAUUGAAAAGUUGCUUAGAAUUAGCCGUUCUAUAACAUAUUAAACGUUAACUUCAAGGUGAACCAUCCCUUUAAGGUAUGAAAAUUAAAAUUACGGAAAGAUCUGUUAUCUGGAAACCCCCAGGUCCAGAGCCUUCUGGUCUCAUCCCUAUACCCUGUACUUGAUCCCAACUUAAUCCUUCUUGGUGGCAAACCCCCCAUUUGAAAGCUGGAAAGAGUCAGAAGAAAAAGGCAGAUGAUUAACUAUAUAUAAAGGAGACCAAUUGCAAAGUUGCUUAGAAUUGGUCUUUCUGUAACAUACUGAAAGUUACUUUAAAGGCAAACCACCCCUUUAACUGCACAUUAGUGAUGUGCGGGUGGGUAAAAUUGUACCCGCACCCGACCCUAACGAAUCUGGCUUCCAUCUUAGGGCCCACGCCGACCCACCCCGCCGAUGACGUCACAAAAGGGGUGGGGCAGGAGGCGUGCGUCUUUAAAAAAUGGAGCCGUCCGUUCAGAGCAGGAAAAAGAGUUUAACCCGGACCCGCCACCCGCAAAUGAAGGUGCGGGGUCGGCCCUAACCCACCCGACCCCCGGGUAUCAGACCUGCCCGCACAUCACUACAGUACAUGUAUCCCAUAAUAUGUUGGAAUGAAAAACAAAGUAAAUAAUGAAUGUAAAUGACAAAAGUGCUUAGAAUCGCCCCCUCAUCAAUUUUACAUUCAAUUCUUUUAAAGGUUUACUUCUCCUUUAACCAUGAGUUCACCCCCAUUAUUUUUCAGUACUUUUUUUUGAUAAAUAACUAUAAAAAAAAAAAAAAA
Messenger RNA from Xenopus laevis (African clawed frog), 2611 nucleotides. It is a transcript of the gene dedd.L, whose product is annotated as death effector domain containing L homeolog. The record is from RefSeq and is marked provisional. Gene Ontology annotation, molecular function: DNA binding. Gene Ontology annotation, cellular component: nucleolus; cytoplasm. Gene Ontology annotation, biological process: regulation of apoptotic process; apoptotic process; extrinsic apoptotic signaling pathway via death domain receptors. Lineage: Eukaryota; Metazoa; Chordata; Amphibia; Anura; Pipidae.